Molecule: messenger RNA, 6490 nt
Organism: Podarcis raffonei (Aeolian wall lizard)
Lineage: Eukaryota; Metazoa; Chordata; Lepidosauria; Squamata; Lacertidae
Gene: SMIM45
Product: small integral membrane protein 45
Exons: 4
Coding region: 491-697 (68 amino acids)
Source: RefSeq, a predicted model, not a curated record
CAAUGGGGGACGGGGGGACGGGGAAGCAGUCCUCGGCAGCUUCAGACAAUGAGGCAGUGAGCUUGACUGUGUGUCAUUUACAAUUGCAUACAUGAGCAUGCGUACAUGCAGGGCAAGCAGCACUUCAUUUCUGUCCAUGCUAUUGACUGCUCUGACACUUUGACGUGCUUGGACUGCAUUCCAUUGGAGAAGCACUUUGUCCCUUCCUCUGCCCCAUACAGCAGAGAGCAGCAUCAGAUGAGCGGAAUGCUACUGUUCUGUCCUGGGUAACAACAGAUCACAGAGCAGUAGUCUGAAUGAAGCAUGUAUGUGGAUCGAGCAUAAACAGAAUCUCAAAACAGACAUAUGCAGACUCCAGAUACCACUUAUGAAAAAAAUGGGAAGAUGCAAGAGACUGAAUGGAGAAGAUAAAUAAGGGGUAUAGCAACUUUACAAAGCACUUCUUAACAAGCAAUCUGAGAGAGGGGAAAAAUCAGUUACUCGAGCAAUCAUGCCUCAUUUCUUGGAUUGGUUUGUGCCAAUGUAUCUGAUGAUCUCCAUUCUUAUCUUGGUGGGCUUUGGAGCUUGCAUAUACUACUUUGAGCCAGGACUUCAGGAAGCUCACAAGUGGCGGACACAAAGGCCGAUCAUGGAACGAGACCUUCGGAAAACACUGAUGAUACGAGACAACCUUGCAUUUGGGGUGCCUGAAGUCUAGUAUUCUUCUUGCAUAGAUGUGUUGGAAGUAUCUAGAAGAAAGCCAUCCCCACCUGAAGUUACAAAUUACUGUGCACACUCUGGUUUGCUUAGCACUUCUGCAAGUGAUGUGGUUAAACCACUCCUUGCUUGGGUCUCUGAUAAUGAAGUGUUCCUUUUUGCUAUUUAGACAAGGCCUGUAGACUCAUAUCAACUUAGACCUUCUGGUUUAUGAAUUUGUUCAUCACUCCAUCAUUUGAUAUUUUUUAUCCUCCGUAUAUAAAGAGCUCUUGUUACCUUGCUAGGAGUGGUCACACCUGUACGUGAGCUUUAGACCUCUUAAGUAUAAGAAAGCAAUAUUUCUGCAUGACCUGUGUAUUUUGGUCGAGUGCCUCCUGGACAAGUGCCCAUCUCACAAACCUCACAACAGACACCAUUUCAUUACUUUAUUUAGAGUCUCUUGGGUGAGGCACAAACCCAAAUUGAUUGCUCAGACUGAAUUCUAUUUUCAUUCCCAACACUGAGCUCAGAUAUGCAGUAGGACACAUUACUAGCCAAGUUGUAUAUAUUUUGAUUUCAGAUCAUUUCACUGCACACAAGCGCCUGUCUGGCUCUGAACUCACUCACUCAGAUUUCACUUUUAAAAGUCUGUGCAGAUUAAUUACCGUUAAAGAAUUGCUUUUAUUUCUCCAUGAUUGGGAAAUUUGUUUCUAGAUGUUGGAUCGUCUGCACUUCUCUAUACUUAGAGGAUCCAGAAUGCUGUCAUGCGAAAAGCUUGUAUUUCACAAUCCUCUGCUGCUGCAAUCUUUUAAAGUGGUCUGAUCAGGAGUCCCCUGUUUAGCACUGUACUUUCUAGAUUGUCAGCCAGACUGAAAACUGUGAAACGCCAUCACACAACCUACCUUUCUGCAUCCACACCAAAAGCCACAGAGCUAGAGGCAGUCACACUGCAGUUCUAAUUUCUAUACGUUGCUUCUGGAGCUCUGUUGUGUGGGGUUAUGCAGUAGAUAUGCUCUCUAUCCACACAGUGUUUGCACUUUGAUCCACAUUUCCUUUAGGGAUAUGUUACCAAAGUACUGUAUGAAAACUUUAAUGCAUGUGAAAAUGGGCAGGAACCUCUGCUAAUCUAAUAGUGUGCAGAUUGCAUACUGAUAAUAUUGGCAGAAUAUAGGACCUAUGACAUGAUGGGUAUUCUCAUAGCUGGUUUUACUGUACCUAUAUUAUCUCUCACCUUCGUUUCAGGGCAUCAGUUCUGACUGUAGAGUAUGUUUCAUUCCCUUGUUGGCAGAGUAUGUUGUGCUGUGUUAACACAUCUGUUCCACUGUGAAGUACUAGUCUUGUGGACAUCAGUUUCACCAGUAUACAUUUCAUGUUAGGGACAUGUGCCUUUGCUUCUCUACCGUACUCGUGUGUACAUUCCAUGUUAAGGUAGCACAUACUGUUAAUGUCUACAUCAUCCCCGAUUACAGAGACAUGUCUAUACAUUAGAUGCCUCAUUGGAAUGCAUUCACUCCCACACCAUAGUUUCGUAGAACAUAGUUCUUCUCUACAUUCCAUACUUUCCUCGCAUGGCCUGUCAAGUGCUGCCUUCUCAUACACUUGAAUACAUUCCAUUGCUUCCAUGAUCUCAUUCAGUGCCAUAGCCCCUGACAACUGCACAGUACAGCAGGAACUUGGAAUCUUGCUGGAAAGAUGCUCGCUCCUUCAUUGGAUUUCCUCCCCAGUCUGCUCACAAUGAAACCACACAGCCAGCCGGAGAUCGCUCUUACUUGAAAAUGUGUGGCAUGCUUUGUCAGCAGCUGCUGAAUUUGAGCAUAGCACAUUGCAUAAGAUGGUGUGUGAUUUAUUGUGAGUGGCUGCCUGAGGACGCUUCUAGUGUGAGUGAGGGUAGUUUCUAGCACAAGGUGAGGGUAAGUGUUUUGGUACAGCUGUGUGGAGCUAGUCUCGAAGCAGGUGUAAAAACCACACUAGGUCUCAUUACGUGCAUCACAAGUGUCCACAGAACUUGUGUUGCUUCAAAUAUACAGAACAGGGUGAGAUUCCUGCAUUGCAAGGGGUUGGACUAGAGGACCCCUGGGGUCCCUUCCAACUCUAUGAUUCUGUGAGGAGGAGACACCAUUUCCCAGGUGCCCAAAACAGCAGAGCAGCUUUCUGGUGUGGGGUCAUGUGUGUUUAGAACAUGGAUCUUGGCUAAGUAUAUGCCAUUUUAAGCAUUCUAAUGUAUUAAAUUGGCUGCCCCUCUCCAGGGACCCUUGCACACAGCAAUAAGCUGCAUCUGGGCCAGUCUUUCCAUUAGGCAGAGUGAGUUGGUUGCCCGAGAAAGCAACUUUUGGAUGACCUACCAGGGUGGCAAAUUGCUUGUUUAUAUUGUGCCUGUAUGUGUUGAGUUUGUAAGGCACCCAAAUGUCUUGGUCAGCUGUGAGCAGCAUGCUUCAGUGUGCAAAGAUCAGAUGGCACAGACAGAGCUAACCAUCCAUUUAGCAAGUCGUGAUGCACAUUAUCCUGAUCCAACACGCAACAUGCGUCUGUGCAAGGGCUACAGAUUAUUUUUAACCCUGCACAGUCAACCCCUCCUUGGAGUCCUCUGUGGACCAAUGCAGAAAGUGACCUGCACACACAAAUCUACUUCUGUGUGCACAGAUUGCCUUUGCUGGAUUGGAGCAAUUAUAUUUUUGUUUGAGGGCAUGAGACUAGGAAAAAGGCAGCACCAUAACAUUCCCAAGUUGUUCUGCUCUAAAUGGGCACUUUCCUGUAUCCAUGACCCAUUUGUUACUAUAUCUACUAUAGCCAUAGUCUCUGAGUUUCACUUGGAGACCUGCUUUCUGAGCCUUGAUUUCAUUUGUGAAGACUAGGUUACCAAUGCAAAUGAACGGACCCCAGGCUGAGCAAUGGGGGUAGCAAUAAGUAUCCUAUCUGGGGCCAGGAGUUUUAAAGACUUUGUGGACAGGCUACAUUAUCCAUUGACGGCUAAUACAUAGUGGGUGGGGGGUUCUGUGGGACUCAUCAUGACACAUUUUUUUGAACUUAGCCACAUAAACUUUGUCCUUCCCAAGUUUCUUUUCUCAGGGUUGCCUCACAUGAUAAGGAGAAAAUGAGAUGCAUCUUCAGUGAAUCAGCCACAUGACGCUGCCUGCUGCAAAUAUGCUUUUCAUAUUAUGUCAGGUAUCUCUCAGUGUAAGAUAAUCUCCGUUAGGAAGUGACUCAGUGACCACACAAGCUUUUUGUAGGUAUAUUGAUUUCAAUGCAGCUGCAGAAUGUGAGUGCAAAUAGUCGUUGAGUAAUACCCUUGAUAUUGAGAAGUGCUGAAAGGAAACAAUUUUUUCUCUUUUCUGUUCAAAAUUAAAAUUACUGGGCACAGGAACCUGGGUAUAUAAUUUAUAUCCUCGCCCUCCAGAAGUGGUUGGGAGUGAGACUAGCUACCCAGGUUCAUGUGUCCAGUAAUUUUAAUUUUGAACAGAAAAGAUAAAAAUUAACUCCAGCCACAGAGACUGAUCAAUCAUCAGCCCAAACUGAUUCACAUUGAGUGCUAUUGAGUGAGAGCUCAGUGGAAGUUUCUCACACUUUUCUAUUCCUAUCCUUGAGGACAAUUGAGGAACUGCAUUUGCUACCAGCAUGAAAUCCACAGUAUGUUUUCUGUUUCACGAGCAAAAAACAUUUUCGAAAAGCCAACUAUAUAAACAAAAACAAGUCACUGAGUUUUGUGCCAAAAUCUGGGAGUUAGGAUAAAUGGUUAGAAUUAUCCCACCUAACUUAGACCGAAGGGGCAUCAGCCUAUAUUUGUGCUUGACUUUGAUUAAAUAGUAACCACAUAUACUGUUUUCUUCAGUGACAACCAAUAAUUAUUUUAAAAUGGGGGAAAUCAGAAUUAGAAGAACCAAUGGCCUGUCCACAUUCUGUGUGAAUCCCUGGCCUCUUCUCUUGCUUUGUACUGUUUUGUGUGCCAAGUCUUAAAUGGUCUUAUCUAUCCAAUUCUGUAUCUUACUCCAUAGGGCUACCUACCUGCAAAUGAACAAGAAGUAAAAAUAUUUUUGUUCGUAAUGUCUGUUUUGAUAAUGGAGCAAUCUCAUAAGAGAACUGUGGUGUUUUGGGGAUUUGUUGAGAGUUUGUCACUUUUUGUGCUGUUCCUAAACCUACCAGUUUGCCUGUGAAAUCUUCAGAAUGUAAUUGUUAUGAUAAUCUCAUGUGUGAAUGUUCUGUUUCAGUGGUGGAUUUUUAUGCCCAUGUGAUCUUUUCUUGGAUCAUGUGCUUUACAUGAUUGGGCUUUUGUGAGACAGUAUGUAUUUUCCAUUAUUGGAACCAACAUUUCAGCAGGGUUUGAAUCUGAUUAAUUAGAAUUAAAUAUCAAAUUUCAAUCUGCUCAGAAUUUAGAAAUGUUAAACUGUUAUUUCUAUUUGUAAUUCUUUGAGGUGAGAAAGCUGAACUAAAGAAAGUUAAAAAGUUACUCAGUGUUCUGGAACAUUCAGUUUACCUAGUUUUGAAGUUCAAAGUUGUGAAAGUCAAAGACUAAUCCUAAACAGACUCAUUAAGAAGUCUCAUUAAAACAGUAGGAACUAAUUUUCUGAGCAAACAUGCAUAGAAUUUCUCUGACAUUCGGAGCAAUUUCAAAUGUGUUAUGAAUCUAAUUUAACUGGACAUUUGUUUAUUUUUAGAUUUCAGAUUUGUUCUGGUUCUAACUAUUGUAUUAACUUGUAACAUUUGGAAAUAGAACAGCUUAAUGGUUCAGAAAUCAAAACACACAUGAGAAUUGCGUUUGAAAAACAACAUGGAGUUUGGAAACUUGAGUCAUAAAUUGUUGUGCCUUGGAUUAUCAUGGCUAUUUUGGACAUCUCUCCUAAUCCAGAGCCACCAAUUAGUGCGCAGAAGGUGGUUUCCUCUCUGUGGAAGUAGGUAAACCUGCAAGUUGCCCAUGGAACCUGGACAGCUAUGGGGAGCACCCAGCUGUCAUGUCACCUGCCACAACUAGAUGGAUACUGAGAGACACUUCUCAGGAGCUCCUCACAAUAAAGACUUGUUUUGGGGAAUGUAUGCGGAGUGCUCAGUCUGAAUCUGGGAUUCCUUAUGCCCAGCAACUGUCCCCCCUGAGAACUUAUAGAAGCUAGAAGAGGCAUGUAACUCUCCAGACAUGAUUGUUCUGUGAAGAUCAAUGAAGCUACAUGUCUUCUGCUAUACACAUUAAUUCUCUGCACUGGGGCUGUUAGGUUUUGUUGUCAGCAUAUGUGGGUAAAUUUAUUGUGUGAAUUGUAAAGCACAAAGCAGACUCUCCAGCAGGUUUAGGAAAUUUAAAACUGCAGUAAUGCCUUUGAAGUCUAUACUGAAGUUAAUAAGAGGUCCUACUACACUGACCCUGAUACAGAGAACUGCAAGCAAAUUAGAAGGCUGCAGAGCCAACUACGUUGCUUGUAAUGCUUAUAUGGUGACUGGAGUUCCCCACUGUGCAAUUUUUUUGAUGAAUCAGGAGCAGGGAAAAGGAGGAAUGACCAGACUCAAUUUAAGGGAAGAUACUUAAUACGGGCAGGGGGUGAAUAAGCUGUGACCUUGUUUUCCACUACAAAUACCUAUUUCUCCCGAACCACAAAAUUUUCUUCCAUUAUGAUAUUUCCAUCCUGUGAAUUUAACUCAUUUGCCUCAGAGCUAAGGGAAAACAAAAAGUAACCUCAUCCCUGUCUGAUGUUGUGCAAAGUAUGUUCUCAGCUUGAUUUUCGCACUGUUUGGUCAUAGAUGCUCCUGAUGAAAUGCAAUUUCAUGUUAAUUGUUAUAUAGUGCUGUAUUAUGAAAAAAAGUUUGAAAUUCUAAUAAACUAUGUGGAGUCAAUCAA